Messenger RNA from Rodentolepis nana, 1068 nucleotides. The record is from the annotation of a GenBank genome assembly. NCBI's taxonomy places the organism in Eukaryota, Metazoa, Platyhelminthes, Cestoda, Cyclophyllidea, Hymenolepididae.
AUGGAUCCCGAAAAGGCUAAGAGACAUGUCGAGUUUGUUAGUGGUCACACUGGAGGAACUGCUUUGGAGCUUAUGGGAUUGUUACUCAUUAUAUACUACGCCUUCUUCAUCAGGCUUGAAUGUGAAAGAUUGUUCUUUCGGAAACUUUCGCGUAUUACAACUCUUAUCAUCGACUUCUUCCUCAUUCUCCUGCAGACUGUUCUCCCCUGCACACUGCUCUCCAAUUACCUCCUCGAGUAUCACUUUCUUCUUUUCUUCAUUGCCGUUAUCUUCAUGCUCAAAGCCCCCAAGCACCCACCCAGCAUUCCAAUCCAAGAUGGUUACAUAGCUUUUCGUCGGAUUAUUCGAGUUGUUGUUCUUCUUUACACAACUAUCUGCAUCUACGGUGUCGAUCUGCCCGUCUUUCCAAGACGCUACGCCAAAACGGAGGUCUCUGGUGUAUCUUUGAUGGAUGUGGGUGUGGGAAUGAUUGUGGUAGCCAUUGGGCUCUCUAACGCGGCCUUUCUUGACGUCGCACAGACCAAAUCGAGAAGCAAGAUUGUGAGCACUCUGAUGAAGGCUUCACUUCCUUGCCUCCUACUGGGAAUGAUCCGAACUGUAACUGUUAAGGCUUUGGGAUAUCCGGAUCAUGAAACGGAGUAUGGACAGCACUGGAACUUCUUUUUCACUCUCGCUUUUAUCCGGUGUGGGGGCAUUCUUGCGACAUACACUUUCUCUGGAAUGCGCGAUUUCGACUCCAUGACCAUUCACUUCGCUCUCUGUGUGGCGCUGGCCUCCAUUCAGCAAUUCCUUCUCCUCCCAAUGGCCGAUCACAUCUUUCCUCAUAUCACUCAGCCCGAACUCUCCCCCCGUCCCUCCCCAACUGGAAGCUUCGAUCUCUGGUGGUUAGUUCAGGCUAACGCUGAGGGCAUUGUCUCCCUGCCUGGUUAUCUCAGUCUCUACUUCUACGCAACCGCUCUCGGCAUUGCUGUACGUCUGCAUCUCGAACCGCCGAAAGGAAACGGCCGGUCGGAGGAAAAAUUGAAGUUUCUUUGUAGACAAGGCAACGAAGAAUGGUAUGUCAAUUAG